CUGACUCUCCCGCGCGGCCCAGGAGGAUGAACGGCGGCAAGAAGAAGUUCGGCGGCGGGCGGGUGCCGACGGGGACCCCCUCGCUGGCGUGGUCGUCGGUGGUGGUGGUCGCCUCCCUCCUCGCCGGCGCCUCCAUCGUCCACAACAUCUACAAGCCCGACAUGACUCUCCCGCCGGUGGAGGUUGCUGACAGCAAUGGAUCUGGAGCCGGCAGCGGCGAUCGCAAGGAGAGCUGAGCUAGACCCGACGGCGGCAGCACCGGUGCUCGAGGCUCGAGAGGAUAGAUAACUAAGGGCCGUUACUUUGUUUCUAGCUCGCUACAAACAUAUGUGAUGGAGUUCUUCGUUUUCUAAUCUUCAGACAGGCUUGAACAAAACAAUUCGAGCUUUCAGAGCUUGUACUCUGCUUAAUCUGCUCUACUAUUGUUCUUUGUAUGGUGAUGAUUGAUGAUCGAUUGAUUGUGCUUGUUAUAUUACUCGGUUAGUCGAAGA
Molecule: messenger RNA, 491 nt
Organism: Triticum dicoccoides
Lineage: Eukaryota; Viridiplantae; Streptophyta; Magnoliopsida; Poales; Poaceae
Exons: 2
Coding region: 27-236 (69 amino acids)
Biological process (GO): mitochondrial respiratory chain complex III assembly
Cellular component (GO): mitochondrion
Source: RefSeq, a predicted model, not a curated record